Messenger RNA from Plasmodium knowlesi strain H, 3348 nucleotides. Its product is annotated as mitochondrial carrier protein, putative. The transcript has a single exon. Gene Ontology annotation, cellular component: mitochondrial membrane. Gene Ontology annotation, biological process: iron import into the mitochondrion. Bases 1 to 3348 code for a protein of 1115 amino acids. Lineage: Eukaryota; Apicomplexa; Aconoidasida; Haemosporida; Plasmodiidae. Gene Ontology annotation, molecular function: ferrous iron transmembrane transporter activity. The record is from RefSeq and is a predicted model, not a curated record.
AUGAACGAGCUAUCCGUAAAUGACGCCUUUGACGACAUCGAAAUUGAGUCUUUUGAUUUUAUUUGGGAAGAAUGGGAAGAGUACAAGGGAGAUGUGCCCCUGUGGCAACAUAUAUUCUGUGGAAGUAUAGCAGGGCUGAUGGAGCACGUUUUUAUGUACCCCCUGGACACGAUUAAAACGUAUAUCCAAACGAAUGAUCGUCUGAAAUGUGGGAGGAGGGUUUACGACAGGUGCAGCAUGUACAGACAAAAUGGUAAUGGGAGUAAUUUCAACGACAUAAAGGCUCACAAAAGUGGCUUGCAUGUGGAUAAGAAGAACUUUGGCACGUCUAGAGGGUGUGAUGGAUGUAUUUAUAAGAAGACAUGUACAUAUGACAAUUUUUGUAACAUGAAGAUGAUGGCUGCGUUUAAUAAAAAAGGUGUUUUCCACGCUAGCACACUUGGUGAUACAUCCGGUGGAUUGAGAAAGAGUAAACAAAAUUUGAGACAACUUCUUUGCGGAGGUUUAAAUGUAGAACAGAGGGGAGUAAUGCCGCAGGUGGUGAAUAAAAAAAUUCAAUCGCGUAGAUACCAUAGUAGAGUAAUGGAUAAACACUUUGCUAUCGAUAAUGGAAGUGUCAAGCAGGGCAAAUGUGGUAAUGGUAGUUGUCAGUAUAACCAGUUGGUAAAAUUAAGGAAAUACCGAGCAUGCAAUUUGUUUGAUAAGCCUCCUGGGGCUGUAGGUGACAGCCUGGCGAUGGGUAAUUCCCAGAAUAUGAAAAUCCAUUCAUUAGCCAAAGGUUCUAUUAGGAUGGGAAGGAAUACCUUAAGCAGAGCUAGAAGUGGAGGAACUGUGCAAGCAAUGCAAGAAAUGAAAAACUCCCAAAGGUUUGGAAUUACUUGUGACACAUCUGGUAGUUCUACUACGAAAUGGCAAUAUAGAGGCCACACAAAUAAUCUCAUAUGUAACAAUAUUAAGGAGGGUGUUUCCCCCUCAUCAGUUAAUCACAAAGAAAUUAAUCACUUGGGCUCAAAAAAAAUCACAGGGAGAAUUAUUUUUAAGAAGGGCAUGAACGGUGUAUCCAUGUGUGGGAGAAAAAGUCAGUACCAUAAAUAUGCUAGAAAUGGCAUAACAGUGAAAAUUUGUAAUCCUGCAAAAAGGGAUUACAUUGAAAUGGAGCCACUUCUCCGCAAGGUGGGGGCAAAUCACGUAAUAAAAAAGAAUUUGGGGGGGAUGGAAAGGAUAAACAAUGUUUUACUAAAUGAUCUGUUUGGAAAAUAUACACAUAUAACGAGUAACAAAAGCAGUAACACACAUUUGAUGCGUGUUAAGAGGAACAAUCGUCUAUCUUUCAGGAGUUUAGAGGAUGGUAGAGUUCCCAGAGCGACUAAUGAUAAGGGAUAUGUGAUAAGUGAGUCUAACAAAUUGGGCAAGAAAACCAAUUUAUCCUUUAUUUUCUCGGAGAAUAAAUGCAUAAAUAGUGGCAAUACUGAUGGCGGCAACAGACUACAGUUAAGUAAAUAUUUGAAGCUCUUUCAAAAGACAAGUAAGAAUCCCCAAUAUGAUCAUUGCCUUCCCAGUGAGACAUUUAAAAGAAGUUAUAUGUUCCAAAAAAAUGAAUGGAAUUUGUUCACACUCAUUUUGGAAAAUAUAAAAAAGGGUCUUCUCCAAACCAAGUGGUACAAUACACCCAUAAGCGCAUCAGUGUUAUCUAAUGGGAAAGCUGUGAUAAUGAGGAGCGAUAGCUUCAAUUCUUACUACUCCUUAUUAAGAAACAAUAAUAACAUAUUUCGUAAUAACCUAUGUUAUGUAAGUAAGAGUUAUAUGUACAGAAACUUGUUUGACAGAAGUAUCCACUCUUCAUGUAAAAAUAAUUUUUACAAAAAUAGAAACUCCAAUUUCAGCUACUCCAGAUUUAGCAGAAAUGGAAAAAGGUUCAACUUUAUGAGGAAUCUAUUUCCAAAUAUGUCUUACGGAGUGAACAUAGCGAAGCAAAACUGUAGUUUGAUAAGAAGCAAUGUUUCCAAUCUGUACAGGGGGGUUAAUGUGGUUGUGUUAGGAUGCAUUCCUGCGCAUGCCAUGUAUUUCUCCACAUUUGAAUAUAGUAAGAAGUACUUCUCCAAUGUGUGCUCUAAGAAUAUGCCCAUGCAAGUGCGGGGGAGUGGAGGUGGUAGCCGCCUGGAGGGAGGGGGGAAUCACCAUCUUGAUAUGAAGAAAACCGAGGGAGGGAACUACAAAUUGGGAGAUCUAAACUAUUUUGGUAUAGCCAUCUCAGGGUUUUUAGCAACCAUUGCACACGACUUAAUUAUCACACCCAUAGAUACACUAAAGCAGAGGUUGCAGUUAGGAAUAAACAAAAACUCCCUGGAUUCGAUAAAGUUCCUAAGGGAGCAUGGGAUCAGGAGUUUAUAUUUGAGUUUGCCAAUAACUCUGCUCAUGAAUAUUCCCUACCAAAUUAUUAUGAUAUGUACAAAUGAAAAAAUGAAGAAAGUGUAUUUUGAAUAUUUUUGCGGAAUGAGUGGGUUGGGUAGGAAUAACAGCCAAGGUGCAUGCACCACUGGCGGGAGCAGCGAUAGGAGUUGUUCUGUAGCAGGAGGGGGACAUACCAACGGCGAAGCAAAGGAAGAGAGCAAAAAUACGCCUACCAGCGGUGGUGCGAAACGGGAUGAAGCCGGUCAUUCUUCGGAAAAGUUACAUACCAGCAUGGAAGGACUUAGCGGAAAUAGUGACGAAUUGAUCAAGUCGUUCAUUGAGCAAGACACAGAUUCGGUGAAUUAUAUGAGUACAAAUUCUGGGCAAAAAUACGCAUCAAAUGAUAGGGAAAAUACUUUAUUGACGAACCAAAUAAAAUUCGAUGGGGAACAGAUGAAGGAGGAAACUUUAUUUAAAAAUGUAAUUAACAAAUUAGAGAACAAUUGUAUUAAUGAUCUUUCAGAAAGAUAUGACCAUAAGAUAGGUGACUCGUUUAACUUUACGGGGGCAAAAUGCGAUAAUGUGGAGUUAAAGAAUAUGUGGCUAGGGAAUUACAACAAUGAUGAUAAUAAUAGUAACAGGAGGAAGGAGUUUUUUAAUAAACCGUUUAAUCAUAUUACAUCUUAUUUUGUUUGUGCGGGAAUUGGUGGAGGAAUAGCCGCGGUGGUGACAAAUCCACUGGAUGUUGUUAAGACGAGGAUUCAGACAGAAUGCCUUAACGCAAAAGGUUUCAAUUUUUAUCGAGUUGUAUCCAACUUGUAUCAUAAGGAGGGUUUUCGUUCCUUUUUCAAGGGAUCCAUGGCCAGAAUGGCCCUUUGUAUUCCUGCUUCGGCUAUAUCAUGGGGAACAUACGAAACGAUGAAGAGGUUUUUCAAGGUUAACCUUAAUUCGGCGUAG